Aspergillus glaucus CBS 516.65 is the source of this 459-nucleotide messenger RNA. RefSeq lists its product as uncharacterized. The record is from RefSeq and is a predicted model, not a curated record. NCBI's taxonomy places the organism in Eukaryota, Fungi, Ascomycota, Eurotiomycetes, Eurotiales, Aspergillaceae. The transcript is spliced from 2 exons. The coding region runs from base 1 to 459 and encodes 152 amino acids.
AUGGAAUUUGCUAGCAACCCACUUGGCCAAAGGGCCAAUCUAUUAGCACAAGAAAGACUACAAUUUUAUUGUGGACAUGCUAUCAUUGAAAUACACCACCUUGCAUUUGAGAGUGAUGCUAUCCUUGGAUCAAGGCCUCUUGACCAUAGAAAUGUGGAGAGACUCCAGAAUUUGUUCGAACUCGAAGGGUGUGCCAACUUUGAGCCCGAGCACAGAGUGGCUGCUACUAUAAGUGAGCAUACUCUACAGAGAGGCCUUGCACAUUCAGGAAUCAGGAAAGAGAAUCUAUUCGAUCAAGUCAACCCACCCAGACUAGCAUUUAUAGAUGACAUCCGCCUGGUUUGUGCAUAUGGAAAACACCGACCCAAAGCUGGAGAGUCCUUCAGAGAAUACGAGUGGCUGGUUGAGCUAUACUCAUCCAAUAUACCUCCUGAUGCACUGGCCCAACUUCAUGAGUAA